Messenger RNA from Ctenocephalides felis (cat flea), 1112 nucleotides. RefSeq lists its product as uncharacterized. Gene Ontology annotation, biological process: arachidonate secretion; phospholipid metabolic process. The record is from RefSeq and is a predicted model, not a curated record. Bases 110 to 949 code for a protein of 279 amino acids. The transcript is spliced from 7 exons. Lineage: Eukaryota; Metazoa; Arthropoda; Insecta; Siphonaptera; Pulicidae.
GCCGAGAAGGUGUCAGUUUGGUAACGGUCUUUACUUUGGACGCACACGUUUAAUUGUGAGGUGAAUCAAAUUGAUUUGUGCAGUUGAACUGAUCGAAGAAACUUACAUUAUGAAGAACUAUACGAUCGUUUUGGCAAUACUUUGCGCGACUUCCCUAGUCAGUGUUAAUGGUUUUUUCCUACCAUUAAUUGGGCAGUGGAUGGAAGACAUCGGCUCAUCCGUCGGAAUUGGGUCUAGUAAUCGCGUAGAAAACGAAACUCGUAGUGGAAUUUCCAGUAUUAAGUCAGUUCUGCCACAUAGAGUUCAAGCGACAUUGUCAAGGAAUGAACCUUUGCAAGACAACGAGGAAAAUGGUGGUAUAGGCAAUUUUGGCCGUAAAGUGUUGAAGGGUGUUCAAAAAGGUGUCGAAAAAGGAGUAACACAAGUCAUGAAUAUUGGAGGUAGUUUCUUGAACAGAAAAGAGUCAGAACGAGCACUUGAUAUGGAAGCUGAAUUUUUACAACAAGCGCCUGCUAACAAAAGCUUCAAAGAUCAAGUUCAAGCCAUCUUUCCAGGAACUCUUUGGUGUGGUGGAGGCGAUAAAGCACGUUCUAAUGAAGAUUUGGGCAGAUUCAAAGACACCGAUGCUUGUUGCAGAGAACACGAUUUCUGCCAAGAUAAUAUCCUCGCAGGAGAAGAAAAACAUGGUCUCAUCAAUGGUGGAUUAUUUACUAGAUCUCAUUGUGAUUGCGAUCAAAAGUUCUACAAAUGCUUACAAGAUGCCAACAGUAUUAUUUCUAAAAAAGUCGCUUUCACUUAUUUCACAGUUUUAGGCCCACAAUGUUUCACCUAUGAUCAUCCAAUUGUCGAUUGUGAGAGAAGAAAUAUUAAAAAAUGUGUAAGAUACAUCAGAGACGAAACCAAAGAAAAAACUUGGCAAUGGGUCGACAAUGAUCUCUUUUUGAUAUAAUACGUUAACUAUAUUACCAAAUACGAUACCCAAUUUUUAAAACAUGAAUUGCAACUGAAAAGUCUUCGAGUGUUCAUCUAAUAUUAAUAUAAGGAGCAUUGUAAGUUUUAUAAUAAAAUAAUAUAAAUAAUAUAUGUAAAGUCAAGUAAUAAUUUGAUUAUAA